This is a messenger RNA of Colletotrichum abscissum, 1617 nucleotides long. RefSeq lists its product as uncharacterized. The coding region runs from base 1 to 1617 and encodes 538 amino acids. The record is from RefSeq and is a predicted model, not a curated record. The transcript is spliced from 6 exons. Lineage: Eukaryota; Fungi; Ascomycota; Sordariomycetes; Glomerellales; Glomerellaceae.
AUGGAUACACUCUGUCAACGACUAGAAGUGCUCACGGGGCAGCUAUCACAGUCUAUCGGCGUUCUCAACCAACAACCACCUGUGCCAGCGAGCCAGAAUCAGCCUACUGAUCGUAUCUCGGCAGCCGAGGUCAUCAAAUCUUUGCCAGAACUUGCUGCAUUGUUAUCUCAAGCAACUGCAUCUCCUCGACAGGAAUCAAGAGCGACUGAAAACUCAAGUUCGUACGCAGGCGUUGCUGAAUUGGAUGUCAACGCAGACGUAAUAGACGAUGAAUUCGAAACGUCUUCAUCCAACAGCGAGGAUGAGAAUGAUGAUUUUACUUCUGUAGUCAGUACCUCCAGGUUGAGAAAAUCAGCCGCCGAGGAUCUUACCCAAGCAGGCGCCUUAGUACAAGAUUCCUACGGCCGCCCACGCUUUGUGGGUGGUGCAGCGAAUAAUCUUAUUGUUGAGGCCGCGAAAAGCCUUCUGCCGAAUUUGGCGACAACCACGCCCUCUUCUACAGGAGCCAGUCACGAGACGCCAAACUUACCAGACCUCGAGAUACCUUCAUUUGUUCAUGGAAAAGUCUGGCCUCCUCUUCCAACGACAUCGAUUUGUCUUGGCCGUCCUCUCGCGGUCAAAGAUGAAGACUGCUACUGUGAGCUACCAUUGGACGUACGCGAUGAGGAUGUAAUAUCUGGGAUCAAGAGCGGACACGCUGUCGACGUAGAAGCGACAACGAGCUCCAUGAGCGGCUUCUUAGCGUUUGCUAAACUCUGCCGGCUUGCAGGCAAGAUCCAAGAGUUCAGCUCUCCCCUGAACCUACAGAAGAUCGCCUCUGCAGAUGCAGAAAGAACUCAUAGGUUCUUGGCUCGCGUUGAUGCUCAUGAUCAGGCUCUUCGAAAGUGGCUCGAGAGUUUGCCCGGGGAAAUUCAAUUCUCAGCAAACAGAAAGAACAAGAGCCACGGGGAUAUAUCCAUGGUUCAUUGUGUGAUUACGUUUUUCCUACACGCAGGAUCUCUUAUUAACUUGUACCGAUACUUCCUGAACUAUCCCAAAGACUCCGCAGAACGAGACGAAGUGGACGUCUCGGGAGCCAUCGAUCAAUGCAUUAAUGCUGCACGAGGCUGUAUCUACGUCGCUGAUAUGGUUCGAGACUUGGUGCCAGCUUCACACCAUCUGGCUAUCUGCAUCCACUAUCUGACGCUGUCGGGUAUCAUCCUUCUUCGAGUGCCUAUCGAUCGCAGCAAUCCAGCUCUUUUGGAAGAUGCUGAGAAGUGUGCCCGAUCGCUUAAAGACAUAGAGCCUCGGUGGUCUGGUGCCAAAAGAAGCAGAGAAAUCAUUGAGAAAUUGCUAGUCCGACGCCGCAGCGAGAUUGCCGGAGACUCGCCCACCUGUCGUGGUAAUGAAAGCCGACAUUCACCCGAGAACGCCCGCAGGGCCAACAAAAGACCCUUUGCUGAUGUUGAGGUCGCGUCAUCCUCUCUGGUUGACGUUGCUAGCGGAAUCUGGAAUCCCAGCACCACCAGCUCCAUGCCAGAGACGACGCAUUAUGAUGGCUUUAUGCCACAAGAUUGCGCGAUUUCGGGCGUGGAGGUUUGGCAGGGAGAGCAGUUCGCUAAGAAGAAGCAGAAGUAA